Molecule: messenger RNA, 1766 nt
Organism: Drosophila grimshawi
Lineage: Eukaryota; Metazoa; Arthropoda; Insecta; Diptera; Drosophilidae
Product: arginine kinase
Exons: 3
Coding region: 251-1621 (456 amino acids)
Biological process (GO): phosphocreatine biosynthetic process
Molecular function (GO): creatine kinase activity
Source: RefSeq, a predicted model, not a curated record
GUUUAUUUAGAAAGCAGUCAGCUACAAUACGUUUCAGACGCAUUUCUCAAAUCGUAAAUUCAGCAUAAAAUUCAAUUUUGUUUCUUUCUUUUUUUUUGUGAAUAAAAAAAAAACAUUUAAAAAAUCUGAAGGCUCCCGUGUCUGUUCCUGCCAGCCGUUUGUCAGCUUGUGGACAUUUUGAUUUCAAGCAUUCAACUAAUUUUGCGUUUAUAAAUUUUGGUUUACUUGAAUUCGGUUCGACAGAUUAAAAAUGACAUCGAUUGAAUCAAAACGUGUGCAAUAUCGCAAGUACCUGGAGCGUGCCGGUGUCAUUGAUGCACUCAGCAAGGCGCUCAUCAAGCUAUACGAGGAGCAGAACAAGCCCGAAGAUGCCAUUCGGUUUGUGCGCAAAUUCAUGUGCGAAAGCUGCCCGGACGAUGCUCAAUAUGAUCUGAUGAAGAAUGAUCUGGAGGAGGCCAAGACAACCAUAGUUCGAUUGGAACAGGAAUUGGAGCGCUUGCGUGGACAAAUCAAGAAAUCACCGGAGGAAUACCAGGAGCUCACCAUGGCUGGCUACAAAUCACUCAUGGACGACGAGGAGAAUGUCGGUUCUCUGUUGCGUAAAUAUCUAACACCCGAGCUGCUCGAGGAGUAUAUGCUGGUGACCACUGCAUCGCCAGUGGAUGCCUAUCUGUAUGAUUGUGCCGUAUCUGGUUUCGAGCACCAUGACUCGCAUGUGGGCAUCUAUGCGGCAGAUCCAGAGUCGUACGAUGUGUUCGGCAAGCUAUUCGAUCCGAUCAUCAAGGAGUACCAUGGCCAGGAGGAGAACGACAGCGAUGUGCUGCAAAAGGACAUCGAUUGGGGCAAUGUCGACGAGAUCGAGAAUCUGGAUGCGGAACGCAAAUAUAUAUUGUCGGCACGUAUACGGAUUGCACGCAACAUCGAAGGAUUGCCCUUCUUUCCCAAGCUGACGGAGAAGCAGCUCAUCGAGGUGGAGGAGAAGGUGCGCGCCGCAACGGAAACAAUGGAUGGGGAGCUCAUUGGCACCUAUCUAACCCUGGCCGAAAUCGAUACCGAAACCCAACAGGAGAUGGUCAAGCGACAUAUACUGUUCCAGCGUGGGGAUCCAUAUCUGCAGACAGCUGGUUGCUAUCGCUUUUGGCCCACCGGACGCGGUGUCUACCAUAAUCCCGCAGAGACAUUUUUGAUUUGGGUUAACGAAGAGGACCAUUUGCGGAUCAUAUCGAUGGCACAGUGCGGCGAUUUGGGUGAUGUCUAUCAGCGUCUCGUCACCGGCAUUCAGGAGCUCGAGAAGAAUCUAACGUUUGCGCGCCAUGCCAGCUAUGGCAAUCUGAGCGCCUGUCCCACCAAUCUGGGCACCACACUGCGCGCCUCGGUCCACAUCCGUCUGCCCCUGCUCAGCAAGAGCGAGGACCGACUGAAGACAAUGGCCGAUGAGCUGUCCCUGCAGAUACGCGGCACUGGCGGCGAGCACACCGUCAUCGAGGAUGGCAUCAUGGAUAUAUCGAACAGGCGCCGCUUAGGCUUCACCGAAUUCGAGCUGGUCAAAUCGCUGCAGGAUGGCAUUGUAGCGCUUAUCAAUGCCGAGGAGGAACUAGAGAUAGCUGGACAGGAGGGCUAAAGACAAAAUAUCAAAAACCUAUAUAGACCAAAUCCGGGGCAUAAAUGUAUGUGCAUGAUGUACACAAGUGAAUUUCCAAGUCAUGUCCAACCCCCCAAAAACGGAUUAAUGUUAAAUAAAAAUUAAAUAAAAUCUGGGCUUAAUA